Penicillium longicatenatum is the source of this 1854-nucleotide messenger RNA. Its product is annotated as sphingomyelin phosphodiesterase. Bases 1 to 1854 code for a protein of 617 amino acids. Gene Ontology annotation, molecular function: sphingomyelin phosphodiesterase activity. Gene Ontology annotation, biological process: sphingomyelin catabolic process. The transcript has 3 exons. The record is from RefSeq and is a predicted model, not a curated record. Lineage: Eukaryota; Fungi; Ascomycota; Eurotiomycetes; Eurotiales; Aspergillaceae.
AUGUUACUCUUCAUGAGAAGACAGGCUGUUCUGGUGACCUUGCUUGCCUUUUGGAUACCAUUCGCCAAUGCCCACACCGAAUCUGCGGAGAGCUGGAUCACUGACAUCUGGGAUCGCUUCAAAGAAGCGGUCGACUGUACCAGCUGCCAGCUUCUCCUGGGUGGGCUCAAACUCGUGGCGGGCUUUGGUGACGACUUUAUGGUAGAUGUCUUGACCGGAGUGUGUGCUCUAAGCGGUGCCGAGGACCCUGACGUCUGCGCUGGAGUUAUUGCUAGCGAAGGACCUUCGGUUCAUUACUCCCUGAUGAAUCUCGAAAUAGGCUCUCAUACUGCCAACACAUUCUGUGCCAGCCUAGUGGGCUUAUGCAGCUAUCCAAAAGUUCGGGAGUACGAUUUGGCAUUUCCUGCUCCCAAACCGUCAAUCAGUCGACCUCCACCAAGUGGGAAACCCCCAAUCAAAGUAGUGCAUUUCAGCGAUACGCAUGUUGACCUUGCCUACGAAACUGGCUCCAACUACGCCUGUUCCAAGCCUAUAUGCUGCAGAACCUACAAUGAAGAUGAUGCGCCAGGCAACACCUCUUCUCCCUGUGGGCCUUGGGGAAAUUCUCGCUGCGAUCCUCCACACCGGCUUCAAGAAAGCAUGAACGCCGCAAUCGCGAAUCUAACCCCUGCCUUCUCAAUCUAUACAGGAGAUGUAGUAGCCCACGACGUCUGGUUGGUAGAUAAGUCCGAGGUUCUCCAGAACUUCAAUUCCACCUACGGCGCAAUGGAAAACAGUCUCGGUCAAGUCUACGCCGCGCUGGGAAACCAUGAUGCAGCCCCACUCAAUCUCUUCCCAUCAUCUAAAGUCCCCAGCACUUACAAUCCGCAAUGGGCCUACGACGCCCUAACGGCAAAUUGGAUGGCCCUCACAGGCCUACCAUCCAUCGAGUCUGCAGACGAGUACGGAUCAUAUUCAGCCCUCCACCCAAACAGCAACCUACGAAUAAUCUCAUACAACAGCAUCUUUUACUACAAAUAUAAUUUCUUCGCCUACACCGAACCAAUGGAACACGAUCCUAACAACCAGCUAAAAUGGCUCAUCGAUGAGCUCCAAGCUGCAGAGAAAGCCUCCGAGCGCGUCUGGCUCAUCUCCCAUAUCCCAUCUGGUAACUCGGACCACUUCCACGAUCAUUCGCACUACAUUGAUCAGAUCGUUCAACGGUAUGACGCGACCAUUGCCGCCUUAUUCUUCGGUCAUACACAUCUAGACGAGUUCCAGAUUUCAUACUCGGACUAUAACAACCGAAGAUGGGAUACGGCUACAGCUAUGGGCUAUAUCGCUCCGUCAAUGACACCAACCUCCGGCCCGCCUUCUUUCCGCGUCUACAAUAUCGAUCCCGUUACAUUCGGCGUACUUGAUUAUACACAGUAUAUUGCUGAUAUCAGCGACCCCGAGCAGACUUCUCUCGAAUGGGUACCGUAUUACUCCGCAAAAGAGGCUUAUGGAUCCAAGCUUGCGUCACCUGUAACCGAUCCAGGUACAGAACUCUCACCGGCAUUCUGGCAUAACGUCUCCGUGGCUAUGGAAAAUGACCCUCAGAUCUUUGGUGAUUUCUGGGCUAGACGGUCGAGGGGGUAUCAAGUUCCGAAUUGUACUGGAGAUUGUAUUAGUGGUGAAAUUUGCGCUUUGAGGGGAGCUGACGCGCAAUAUAACUGCUAUGUGCAGAAAGUGGGAUUUAGUUUCGAGAAGCGGGAUAGCCAGGAGGGUGUUCGGGAGAGAGUCCUGCCUGAGUGUAAUCAUGCGGGAAUGGCGCCUUUGUUGGCGAAGAUUGCUCGGCGUGCUAGAGCUGUUAGGGAUAUGGAGAAGCGCUGA